Messenger RNA from Aricia agestis (brown argus), 1582 nucleotides. Its product is annotated as putative nuclease HARBI1. The record is from RefSeq and is a predicted model, not a curated record. The transcript is spliced from 6 exons. Lineage: Eukaryota; Metazoa; Arthropoda; Insecta; Lepidoptera; Lycaenidae. The coding region runs from base 354 to 1469 and encodes 371 amino acids.
AGGCUUACUAUCAACGCAUAAUACGAUUUAUUUUAGGACCUAAACUGAAUGGCAUUUGAUAUUUCGUACCAUCAACUUCGUUUUACGAACCAAUUUAGGUCGACACCUAAACUAAGCCGCAUUUGAAUAUCAUUCGUUCUUUUUCUAAGUAAAUUCGUACCAUCACCUUACUCUAACUGACGUUCCAGCCUAAACAAAAUCGCUCAACUGUCAAAACUUGCGAUUCAAAACAAGUUAGUAAUUUUGAUGCUGAUUUUGAUUCUUUUGUUGUUAGUUUUAAUUUUUACUUGUUUAAAGUGAAAAAAGCAGUGAAUUUAAGUGUCGCGAGAUUGGUCGCGAGUUUUAUUCGUAGGAUGUGUGACGAGGAAUUGAUACUUUUCGAGUUCUUGGAAGCCGAUAGUGAGGAAAACUCUAUGAGGAGAAGGAGACUCGACGCUCGAGCACAAUUCGACCCAUUCGAUUUGGAAGAUAAUGAAUUUAUAAAACGUUAUCGUCUUUCCAAAGAAUUGGUAGUCGGAUUGUGCGACGAGAUAAGACCGGCGAUGAAAGCGCCAAGGAGGUCCACAGAUAUAUCUGUAGAAACAAAGGUUUUAACAGCGUUAUCAUUCUACGCAACUGGCUCCUACCAAAGACCCGUAGGAGAUAUAAGUGCGCACUCAAUGGCACAACAGACAGUUUCUUCAGUGAUUGCUCAAGUGACUGCGUGUAUAGACUCUGUUGAAAUGCGAAAAAAAUACAUCACUUUCCCAAAGAGCAAUGACGAAAGAAAUGAAAUUAGAGUAAGGUUUUAUCACAAAUUUGGCAUACCAGGUGUUGUGGGAUGCAUUGACUGCACACAAAUUGCAAUAGUCAGGCCGAAUAGAAAUGAGGAGCGUUAUUUUUGUAGAAAACACUAUCAUUCCCUUAAUGUCCAACUUAUUUGUGAUGCAGAUAUGCAAAUUAUAAGUGUGGACGCUAGUUUCGGUGGAGCUACACACGAUUCUUUCAUUUGGAAUGACCACCCUAUAAAACAACAUCUUGAGAAUUUACAAGAAUCAACUUGGUUGCUAGGUGAUUCUGGAUAUCCCCUAAGGAAAUAUUUAAUGACCCCGAUUGUCAAUGCUAUCCCGAACACACCUGAAAGCCAUUACACAGACAUGCAUGUUCGGGCUAGGAAUGUCAUCGAGAGAACUAUUGGUCUCCUAAAAGCACGCUUUCGCUGCCUUCUCGUGCAUAGAGUUCUCCAUUACAAGCCACGGGUUGCUGCGUCUAUUGUAAAUGCUUGUGUUAUAUUACACAACAUUUGUAAUAGAGCCAAUCUUCCUGCACCACAAUUAAGUAGUAGGGAAAUAAUGGAGGAAUCACAGAUGCAAUUAGGUGUUGCAUUUGAAGAUCAACCAAAUACCAGUAGUAAUAACCAGGCACUUCAACAAGGAGUUGCUACAAGGAACCAGUUAAUUCUUCGGUUGUGGGAAGCUCGCCGUUCCUGAAAUAUAAAAUUAUAAUUUAUUUUUACAUAUAGUUUUUAUUUAGGUAUAUUUAUAUUGUUUUAGUUUUUAAAUGAAUUAUAGAGUGGAAAGACCCUGAUUAUUUUUUCUACUAC